Molecule: messenger RNA, 765 nt
Organism: Schistosoma intercalatum
Lineage: Eukaryota; Metazoa; Platyhelminthes; Trematoda; Strigeidida; Schistosomatidae
Source: the annotation of a GenBank genome assembly
AUUUUGACCUUCAGAGACCCGCCAAGGAAGAAAGUUGUGGGAUAGGAUGCCAAGAGAUUAUGACAAACGCCCUCGAUCAAGAUCUCAUGACCGAUACAGGGAUCGUAAUGAUAAUUGUGAGCGUUCUCGUAAACACCGAGAAGACUACCAUCGAAGAGAUCGCGACCACGGAUACGAUUGUGAUGAAAGAGAUGUAGAAAGAAGCCGAUAUCGACAUGAAAAAGAAAAACGCAGAGACCGUGAUAGUCGACGAAGACAUGAACAAAAUCAUAACGACGAAAGAUGGAAGCGUCGUACACACUCUAGGAGCCCCAUGCCUACAGCUGAAACAGAAACCGUGGAGUAUGAAGAGGCAGAACCAACUGAACCUGUAACCGAAGAGGAGGCAGAAAUGAUGCGCACUAUGGGUUUCUGCAAUUUCGGCACAACAAAAGGAAAGCAUGUUAUUGGUAACAGUGUUUAUGUGGCAAACAUAGCAAAACAGCGAAAGUAUCGUCAGUACAUGAAUCGUCGUGGAGGUUUCAAUCGUCCGCUCGAUCCAGUUGCUUAAACAUUAUGAUAUUUGUAUAUAUUCUCUUAAAACCUGUCAAAACGCACUCAACAUAACGAGAUGUAUUGAUAGGAAGUAUAACUCGUACAUUUACAAAAAUUGUAAUGUGUAUUUCACAAAGUAAGAAGGGCCAAUUGCUGCGUAGGUAUAAUAGAUGUAUUUGUUGCGUUGCGAGGUGAAACACUCGCUAAGAAUAAAUCAUACUUCGCUUUUCG